GCCAUGGGAACGACUCAUCCCUUUUCCAGCCCUGGGACAGGGCUGGGGUCGGGGUCGGGGCCCAUGGGGGCUCCUCCCCCGUCUCCUGGCCUGCCCCCUUCCUGGGCCGCGAUGAUGGCGGCCCUGUACCCGAGCACUGACCUCUCGGGCGUCUCCUCCUCCUCCCUGCCUUCCUCCCCAUCCUCCUCUUCGUCGCCGAACGAAGUGAUGGCGCUGAAGGAUGUGCGGGAGGUGAAGGAGGAGAACACCCUGAAUGAGAAGCUUUUCUUGCUGGCGUGCGACAAGGGUGACUAUUAUAUGGUUAAAAAGAUUUUGGAGGAAAACAGUUCAGGUGACUUGAACAUAAAUUGUGUAGAUGUGCUUGGGAGAAAUGCCAUUACCAUAACUAUUGAAAACGAAAACUUGGAUAUACUUCAGCUUCUUUUGGACUACGGUUGUCAGUCUGCAGAUGCACUUUUGGUGGCAAUCGACUCUGAAGUAGUGGGAGCUGUUGAUAUACUACUUAAUCAUCGAGCAAAACGAUCAUCAAGACCAACUAUAGUAAAACUAAUGGAACGAAUUCAAAAUCCUGAGUAUUCAACAACUAUGGAUGUUGCACCUGUCAUUUUAGCUGCUCAUCGUAACAACUAUGAAAUUCUUACAAUGCUCUUAAAACAGGAUGUGUCUCUACCCAAGCCCCAUGCAGUUGGCUGUGAAUGCACAUUGUGUUCUGCAAAAAACAAAAAGGACAGCCUCCGACAUUCCAGGUUUCGUCUUGAUAUAUAUCGAUGUUUGGCCAGUCCAGCUCUAAUAAUGUUAACAGAGGAGGAUCCAAUUCUGAGAGCAUUUGAACUUAGUGCUGAUUUAAAAGAACUAAGCCUUGUGGAGGUGGAAUUCAGGAAUGAUUAUGAAGAACUAGCCCGUCAAUGCAAAAUGUUUGCUAAAGACUUGCUUGCCCAAGCCCGGAAUUCACGUGAAUUGGAAGUUAUCCUAAACCAUACAUCUAGUGAUGAACCUCUUGACAAACGGGGACUACUAGAGGAAAGAAUGAAUUUAAGUCGUCUAAAACUUGCUAUCAAAUAUAACCAAAAGGAGGGAUGAUUUGGUCAGACAUUAAAAGACUCUGGUAUGAAGGGUUGGAAGACUUUUUAGAAGAAUCUCGUAAUCAACUCAGUUUUGUCAUGAAUUCCCUUUAUUUGGCAACCUUUGCUCUCAAAGUGGUUGCUCACAACAAGUUUCAUGAUUUUGCUGAUCGGAAGGACUGGGAUGCAUUCCAUCCUACACUUGUGGCAGAAGGGCUUUUUGCAUUUGCAAAUGUUCUGAGUUAUCUUCGGCUCUUUUUUAUGUAUACAACCAGCUCUAUCUUGGGUCCCUUACAGAUUUCAAUGGGACAGAUGUUACAAGAUUUUGGAAAAUUCCUUGGGAUGUUCCUUCUUGUAUUGUUUUCUUUCACAAUUGGACUGACACAACUCUAUGAUAAAGGCUAUACACCAAAAGAACAGAAGGACUGUGUAGGCAUCUUUUGUGAACAGCAAAGCAAUGAUACCUUCCACUCGUUCAUUGGCACUUGCUUUGCUUUGUUCUGGUAUAUUUUCUCCUUGGCACAUGUGGCAAUCUUUGUCACAAGAUUUAGCUACGGAGAAGAAUUGCAAUCCUUUGUUGGAGCUGUUAUUGUUGGUACCUACAAUGUUGUAGUUGUCAUCGUGCUUACCAAGCUACUGGUAGCAAUGCUUCAUAAAAGCUUUCAGUUAAUAGCAAAUCAUGAAGACAAAGAAUGGAAAUUUGCUCGUGCAAAGUUGUGGCUUAGCUACUUUGAUGACAAAUGUACAUUACCCCCACCUUUCAACAUCAUUCCUUCACCAAAGACUAUUUGCUAUAUGAUUAGUAGCCUCAGUAAGUGGAUUUGCUCUCAUACUUCAAAAGGCAAGGUCAAACGGCAGAACAGUUUAAAGGAAUGGAGAAAUUUGAAACAAAAGAGAGAUGAAAACUACCAAAAAGUGAUGUGCUGCUUAGUGCAUCGUUAUUUGACUUCCAUGAGACAGAAGAUGCAAAGUACAGAUCAGGCAACUGUGGAAAAUCUAAAUGAACUACGCCAAGAUUUGUCAAAAUUCCGAAAUGAAAUAAGGGAUUUGCUUGGCUUUCGGACUUCUAAAUAUGCUAUGUUUUACCCAAGAAAUUAACCAUUUUCUAAAUCUUACAGAAAAUAAUUUUCAGUAGCAAAUCUGAAAGACUAUUUGCAUAACUUGCAAUUAAACCAAUUAUAUAUAUAGAAAUAAUUAUGUAAAAGCCAUUCUUUAUAAUAUUUGUAGCAUAGAAAUGUAAAAUAUGUACAUAGAAUUAGUUUUUUAAAACUUGUCAAUGAAUUUUUGCAAGAGCAAAACAGAUUAAGUGGAUAGGUUUUUUUUUGUUCGCAUGCUGCUUUGUUUUCUUAAUUGGACAGUGCUUUAAAAUGUUUUCUUUUUAUGUUGUUAAAGAAGAACAUUUAUAAAUGUAUACAUUGUCUAGAAGAUUUUGUAAAAUGAAAAACAACAAAUGUGGGCUGAUCUUUUGACCAUAGGAUACACUUGAAACAUACAAGUUAUGGUUUUUAAAAUCUCUGUUUUAGGAGUUCACAUAUAGCUCAGUACUUACUGUUCAGGAGUAUAGUUUUAUCUAAAAUCAGAGUCUUUUUCUUUCUUGAUUUGUUGUAAUCUUACGCAAAAAAGUGAAAAGUCUAAUGAAUAUUUGAAUCUGUGUCUCUCAAUAUAAAUUCACUUUGCUUUUUGUUAUUGUAAUAUACUUGUUUUACAUGGUUAUAAUCAUUUUAUAUUUUAAAUUUUUUUCACUUAACAGUAUUUUAUAUACAUGUAUAUUUCCAUAUGUUGGUGUAGUCCAUGUAUUUAAAUUUUUAUAGAAUUAUACAGUUUUAAAAAAAUAUAGUCAGCAAAUGUUCUUAUUUUAUAACCAUAGAAUAUUUGUUUAUGAGUUUUCAUAGUUACUUUUUUGGGCAUUUGGUUGCUUUUAAAGUUUUACUUAUCAAAAUAGUGCUAUAAUUUUUUCACUUUGGAGUGAAUAUUUGUAAUUAUAAAAUAGAAGAUGCUUCUUUAUUAUGUGUGUCACAGCUCGUGUUAGUUUUGGAAAACAUUGAAAGACCCCUUUUGAAAGGAUUUGUUUUAUAAUGGAAUUGAGGGUUUUGAGCUUAUCUCCCAAAGUAUUUUCCAUAGGAUUUAACACAGCAUCUAUUAAAGUGACUUCAUGUUUAUUUGUGGAUAAUUCUUGCUGCUUAACAUGAAGAGCAUUGUUUUUAAAUUUGAGAGUAAAAUAUACAUUUAAUUUUUUUCUGUAUUCACAGAAGGGAUAUAGCUAAGAUUUUUCACUAUUGCUUAUAUAUUCUUGCAGCAUUUCCAGUUAAGAAGAAAUUAGGUAUAUAAUUAUCUUCUUAACUGAAUGUCAGAUGGUCUUAAGGCCACAGGGUGCAGGUAGCCCUUGGUCUAUAAGCACCACCAAUCCAG
This is a messenger RNA of Heterocephalus glaber (naked mole-rat), 3470 nucleotides long. The record is from RefSeq and is a predicted model, not a curated record. NCBI's taxonomy places the organism in Eukaryota, Metazoa, Chordata, Mammalia, Rodentia, Bathyergidae.